Symbiodinium natans is the source of this 1182-nucleotide messenger RNA. The record is from the annotation of a GenBank genome assembly. NCBI's taxonomy places the organism in Eukaryota, Dinophyceae, Suessiales, Symbiodiniaceae.
AUGCCGAAGAGAGAUACAGAAGAGGAAACCGCUACGUCGCCUGACUCGCCGGGCUCCGAGGAAGUGGAUCCUGACGUGGAGUCGGCCCUCGAGUAUCUGAAGAUGCUCCAGGAAGGCGGCAUGUUUGCUGGCAAGGACGCCUUCCUGGCGAAACUUCAGGAGCUGGCAAAGCAGGGGAUCCAUCCAGUGGAAGUACUACAGUCCAUGCGCAGAGCGCCCAUGGAGGAGAAGAUGGACCCUGUCGUCGACAGUUUCGACCUGGAGGGAAUUGCCAGGUACAUCGCAGACAAGGCCUGCAAGAAGAUUGUCGUGAUGUGCGGCGCUGGAAUCUCCACUUCCGCAGGGAUACCAGACUUCAGGACGCCAGGCACUGGCCUGUACGACAACCUGCAGAGGUUCAAUCUGCCGCAGGCGGAAUCCAUCUUCGAGAUGAAUUUUUUCCGGGACAACCCCGCGGCCUUCUAUGAGCUGGCCCGGGAGAUGUGGCCGGGAAACUUCGAGCCGACCCCGGCUCACUACUUCCUCAGGUUGCUCCACGACAAGGGCAUCCUGUCACGGUGCUACUCCCAGAACAUCGACAGCCUCGAGUGCCGAGCCGGACUGCCUGCAGAGAAGCUGGUGGCGGCUCAUGGCAACUUCGAUGCGGCCCAUGUCAUCGACACGGAGCCCGAGGUGUUGGUAGACAUCAAUGAGCUGAAAGCAGCUCUGGACAAGGGCGAGGAGGGCUGGCGCAAGCUGAAGGAGGAGAAGGGAGGCCUCGUGAAGCCCAAGAUCGUCUUCUUUGGGGAGGAGCUCCCCGAGCGCUUCGGCCGGCUACACAGAAGAGACCUGGCUGAGUGUGACCUGCUGAUCGUGAUGGGGACCUCCCUGGUUGUACAUCCCUUCGCAGGCCUCGUGGGCUAUGCUGGCAGGGCGGCCCCCAGGCUGCUGAUCAACCGAGAUCAGGCCGGAACCUGCGAUGACCUGCGUUUGGGCUUCCGCUUCCAUCUCGAGGGAGACCAAAACUGGCGAGACGUCUUUCACCAGGGCGAUUGCGACUCGGGCUGCCGGGCUUUGGCCGAAGCCCUGGGCUGGAAGGACGACCUCGAAAGCCUUAUCGACUCCAAAGGUGCCGCCUCCAUCUCGCGGGCUCCCUGGGCUGAGCUGGACGAAGCCCCGCCGAAAGAGGGCUACGGCAGCUAG